Messenger RNA from Plectropomus leopardus (leopard coralgrouper), 2545 nucleotides. NCBI's taxonomy places the organism in Eukaryota, Metazoa, Chordata, Actinopteri, Perciformes, Serranidae. The record is from RefSeq and is a predicted model, not a curated record.
UUCUCCGUCAAACUGGGCGAUCUUCUGUCUGUAGAACUCCAGCAGCUCCCUGGACGGACGCAGCUUGACGUGCUGACCCUGGUCUGGUCCUGACAAACUUCUCCGACACUGAGACCUCACGGCGGUCUGUUUGCUACUGUCUCUCGGCGAUGGAGCGGAAAGUGGCUCGCGAAUUUAGACACAAGGUGGAGUUGCUGAUUGAAAAUGAGGCAGAGAAGGAUUACCUGUAUGAUGUCCUCCGCAUGUAUCACCAGUCUAUGGAUUUGACAGUGCUGGUCGGGGACCUGAAGUUGGUCAUCAAUGAACCAAAGCGCUUGCCCUUGUUUGAUGCCAUCCGACCUCUCAUCCCCCUCAAACACCAGGUGGAGUACGACCUGCUCACCCCCAAGAGGUCACGGAAGCUGAAAGAAGUGCGUUUGGAUCGGACACAUCAUGAUGGACUGGGUCUUAGUGUCCGAGGAGGGCUGGAGUUUGGCUGUGGUCUCUAUAUAUCACAGAUUGUGAAGGACGGUCAGGCUGGGAAUGUCGGCCUACAGGUUGGUGAUGAGAUUGUGCGCAUCAAUGGAUACUCCAUCUCCUCCUGCAUCCACGAGGAGGUCCUCAGUCUCAUCAAGACAAAGAAGACUGUGUCGCUCAAAGUCAGGCAUGUGGGGAUGAUCCCAGUGAAAAGCUCAUCAGAUGAACCCCUCAAGUGGCAGUUUGUCGACCAGUUUGUGUCUGAGUCAGGGGAGAAAAAAAGCAGCGUUGCAGGCUUGGCGUCCAUUGGAGGCAAGGAAAUCAAGGAAAAGAAGGUUUUCCUCAGCCUUGUGGGCACCAAAGGCAUGGGCAUCAGCAUCUCCAGUGGUCCAACCCAGAAGCCUGGUAUCUACAUCAGUAAUGUCAAGCCAGGCUCACUUUCUGCAGAAGUUGGACUUGAGGUUGGAGACCAGAUUGUGGAGGUGAACGGGGUGGAUUUCACCAAUGCGGAGCACAAGGAGGCUGUGAGAGUGCUGAAGAGCAGCAGGAGUCUGACUAUUACUGUUCUGACAGGAGCUGGCAGCGAGCUGUUCAUGACUGAUGAGGAGCGUCUGGCAGCGGAGGCCCGCAGGGAGCUGGACAGGCAGGAGCUGAUGCACCAGAAGAGGGUGGCACUGGAGACCAACAAAAUCAUUAAAGAGCAGCAGGAGAAGGAGAAGCAGCGAAAGAUGGAGAUCUCUCAGAAAGCUGCCGAGGAAGAGGAGCGCUACAGAAAGGAGAUGGAGAAGAUUGAGACGAUGGAGAGGAAGCACAACAGAGAGUGGGAAGAGGACUGGGGAGCUAAAGACAGGCCCAAGAGCCCUAAGAGCCCCCGCACUCCCAAGAGCCCGUCACCCACACCACCUGAGACAAAAACCACCAAGGCCAAGAGUUCUCCGUUUGGCUGGUUUUAUCGAUAUGAGGGGAAACUGCCGUCAAUCCGCAAGAAAGGAGAAAAGAAGAAGAAAAAGAAGAAAGUGUCCAACACAGACACACUGCAGGAGCAGAGAAAGAACAAGAAGGAGAUGGAGUUUGAGUUGAAACUCGCCAAGGAGAAGGAGGAGAUGUAUGAACGAGAGAAGCAGCUGAAGAUCAAUCGACUGGUUCAAGAGGUCUCAGAGACGGAGAGAGAAGACCUUGAGGAGUCAGAGAAAGUGCAACACUGGGUGGAGCGUCUUUGUCAGACUCGGUUGGAGCAGAUUUCUUGUGUGGAGAAUGAAUCCCCAGAGCCUCCGGAAAUGUUAAAGCGGAUGGUGCCUUACAACUCAUCUUUUAAAUCAAACAACAAACGACAAGGAUUUCAGAAAUAUGAGGAAGAUUUUGAUCCUUACUCCAUGUUCUCCACGGACCAGAUAGAUGGGCGAGAUGUGAGAUUGCUGAGAAUCAAGAAGGCUGGACAGCUUGACCUUGCUCUGGAAGGAGGUGCAGACUCUCCGUUAGGAAAGUUGGUGAUAUGUUCUGUGUAUGAAGGUGGUGCUGCAGAUAAGCAUGGUGGCGUUGUGCCCGGGGAUGAACUCAUGGCUGUAAAUGGGAAGAUCCUGAUUGAUGCCACAUUGACUGAGGGGCAAAACUCUUUGGCUCGGGCUUGGAAUAGCGGAGGGGACUGGAUCGAUGUUGUGAUCGCGGUUUCCCCUCCGAAAGAAUAUGAAGAUGAAGUAACAUUCUUCUAGUCUCAUCAACAGUCUGCCAAGACAACCUGACUGAUUAAAAAGAAGCUUUACAUUGUUGAUGAUGCCUUCAGGAUUCACCAUGAAACUGAAAAUCGCCUUUAAGCCUCGUGUCAUGCAUCAAGAUAUUGACACCACACAGUCACUAAGCAUCCUCGCUGUCUUGUUUUGUGAAAGGAUGAUGCGGUCAAUAUUUGGUUGUCCCCAGUAAUCUUCUUCACCUCUGUCAAGCCUGUGCAUGGUUGAGCUCACUUAGAUCUGCUCGGCCAUUCUAACUCUGCCCUGCCCUUAGACAAGUGUCUCAUUUGUCAGUCUAACAAACAGGUACUAUAAUCACAGCAGCUCUCUAAUCUGCCUUUUCAAAGCCCAAUAAAUGACUGCAA